Molecule: messenger RNA, 5176 nt
Organism: Rhinichthys klamathensis goyatoka
Lineage: Eukaryota; Metazoa; Chordata; Actinopteri; Cypriniformes; Leuciscidae
Gene: anks1b
Product: ankyrin repeat and sterile alpha motif domain containing 1B
Exons: 26
Coding region: 333-4181 (1282 amino acids)
Cellular component (GO): cytosol
Molecular function (GO): protein binding
Source: RefSeq, a predicted model, not a curated record
GAGAGAGAGAGAGAACAGCGUGUGUAUGGUGACCGAGAGCGCACGGACAGAACUGCUGCUGGUGAGUGUGAUUUAACCCUCGUCACCAGGCAACCAGCCCGUCUGGAGGACCGAAUCCUCCCGUUCAGCUCAGCUGCACCGGGACCGCGUUACAGUAAAUAUCCGGUGCAUCAUUCCAUCAUUGAGCUCCGGUAUGGACUAGCGGCUUUAUUCAUACAGCAGCGCACGGCGGAGCGUCUGUUUGUCGGUAACAUGCUGCAGAAAUACUAAUAGGAAACCUCGCCGUUCAGUCCGGAUUGUUUUUGUUCUCGUGGAUUAAACUUGUGUCCGGGAUGGGGAAGGAACAGGAGCUGCUGGAGGCGGCGCGGACCGGGAAUGUGGGGCUGGUGGAGAAGCUGUUGAGUGGGAAGAAAGGAUUGCUGGGCUCGGGCUCCGGCUCCAUACCUCUGCCCGGGUUACUCAGCAUGUGGAGAGGCCUCAAUGUGAACUGUGCAGACGGCUCAGGAUACACACCUCUGCACCACGCAUCUCUAAACGGACACAGGGACGUGGUGUUGAAGUUGUUGCAGUUUGAAGCCACUACUAAUGUGGCUGACAGUAAGGGCUGUUUUCCCCUGCAUCUGGCCGCAUGGAGAGGUGACGUGGACAUAGUCCAGAUACUGAUCCACCACGGGCCGUCCCACAGCAGGGUUAAUGAACAGAACCUUGAGAAGGAGACGGCUCUGCACUGCGCAGCUCAGUACGGUCACUCUGAGGUGGUCCGUGUUUUGCUGCAGGAGCUGACGGACCCCAGCAUGAGGAACAGCCGCGGGGAAACACCGCUGGACCUGGCUGCCAUGUACGGCCGCCUGCAGGUGGUUUGCAUGCUACUGACCGCCCACCCCAACCUCAUGAGCUGCAAUACACGCAAACACACGCCUCUUCACCUGGCCGCACGGAAUGGCCAUUACACUACCGUUCGAGUGUUGCUGGAGGCCGACAUGGACGUUAACACACAGACAGAGAAAGGAAGCGCUCUCCACGAAGCCGCUCUCUUCGGAAAGAUGGAUGUAGUUCAGCUACUGCUUGACUCAGGGAUUGAUGCCAACAUCAGAGAUUGUCAGGGAAGAACUGCUCUAGACGUACUGAGAGAACAUCCGUCUCAGAAAUCACAACAAAUUGCUUCUCUCAUACAAGAUUAUAUGAUGUCAGAUUGUGACAGAGGGAAUUUCCAUGAAGAUUUAGCACGGCAGCGCCCAAUACCAAUACCAACGCCACGCACAUCAAUACCCUCACCUGUGCCCUCCCCGUCUCUGCGGCAUAAAAAUGAUGCAGUAACAGGGGAGUUGUCCAAGUUGCUGAAUGAAAUAAAGAUCUGCCGUGAUAAGGAUUGCUCCUUUGAAGAGCUCUGUCAGACCAUCUCUUCUCACUCUCAGUCCAUGGAGAGCUUCGGCAGUGGGCGGCUGUCUGACGAGGAACGCAACGGCACUCUCACUCGAAUAAACAAGCGUCCCACUCCCCCGUUGCCCCCGGCGAUGGAAGAGGAGGAAAAGAGCUGCGGACCAUCAGGCCUGUGGGAGGCGCUCACUCCCUGCAACGGCUGCAGAAACCUGGGCUUUUCUCAGGACAAGCGAUGUGGUGAAAUUGCCCAUUCUCCAUCACUGGACGUGUUUUUACCAGAGGAUGAGGACAACCCUUACGAGUCAGUAGCUACAGCUGUCACACGCAAACCUUGCUCUCUUGACAUCCAACUCCACAACGCAUGCCCUCGCAACGGCCACUUCUCACAUGUGUUGGUCAGUGAUGCAGAGCGUGGUAACCAUGGUGACGACUCUACAGGCCUGACUCCUGACUGUUCGCCUCCUUCACCUGAUACGGCCCUGAGGAAUAUUGAGAGAGUCAUCCGCCCCCAGCCAAAGCAACGGACCUCGCUGUCCUCCUCCCAGGACGUCCAGAAACCCCUACAGAACCACAGCUGCGAGCCCUCGGAGGUCAGCUCAUCUCUUGGCUACGCCAGCUUCAGCACCAGCCCCCCCGCCAGCCCCCCCAUCAGCCCCGCCAACUGCUCGACCGGAUCCGCCGAAGACUACGGCCUCACUGAUGAGGCGGUACACCAGAAAGAGUGCAUAGAGCGAGACGACCGGAGAAACAGCCACGUUCCCGAGCAGUUUGCCGGCCUCCUCCACGGCUCAUCUCCUGCCUGCGAAUCCCCUGAUAACCCCUACCAACUCUACGGCAAAGUGCGAAAGUUCAGCGUUCCUGAGCCCCCGGUCCGGCACGGGAAUUUUCUCAGAGCGCCCGAGUGCUCGCCUCCGUUCCCUCGCACUGGCAGUGAGGCGUCUGCUCUUAAGACCCAAAGAGAAGCCAAACCGCAGAUAGUCUACAGGACGAUUUUUCACACACAGGUCAACCAGAGCACGUUACCGCUCGGUGAACCGGGUGACAAGACCACGGGGGUGCAUGCGAGGAACGGGGAGGCCCGGAGCAACAGCACGGGCGGCAAUAGCCCAGCAAGCGGCAAUACCAGCUACGAAGAAAGAGCCUGCACACUUGGGAGGAUGAGGUCCAUGCCAAAAAACGUUUUGGACCUUCAGCUGUCCAGAAAUUUCUCCAAAUCAGACUCUAACCUGGUGGCCGUGUCUCCCAUCGAGGAGGAGCAGUGGAGUUCCAGAGGGCAGAGCAGCCCCGGUAAAAGCAGCCCCAACAGACUGGAGAGAACCCCCUCCUUUACUGCAGAGUGGGAAGAGAUUGACAAGAUUAUGAGCUCCAUAGGUGCUGGAAUUGGCACAGAGUUGGAGGGGAUUACGGAGAAUCACUCAGGCCCCCGCUGCCCCGUCCAGUCGGUAGGACAGUGGCUGGACAACAUCGGUCUGGUGCAGUACGAAAACCACCUGCUGUCUAAUGGCUUCGACAAUGUUCAGUUUAUGGGCAGUAAUGUUGUGGAGGACCAGGACUUGCUGGAGAUCGGGAUUUUAAACUCUGCCCACAGACAGCGACUUCUUCAGGCUAUUCGCCUGCUACCCAGGGUGCGGCCCAUUGGUUACGAUGGAAAUAAUCCUACUUCAGUGGCUGAAUGGCUGGAGUCUCUGGAGCUGGGAGACUACACCAAAUCUUUCCUCAUCAACGGCUACACCUCCAUGGAGCUGGUCAAGAAGAUCUGGGAGAUUGAGCUCAUCAACGUUCUUAAGAUUAAUUUGAUCGGCCACAGGAAAAGAAUACUCGCAUCACUUGGAGAUCGACUGCACGAAGACCCUCCACAGAAGCCACCACGGGCCAUCUCUCUAAGGGAGCCCACCGGGAACCACACUCCCCCUCAGCUGUCUCCGUCUCUGAAUCAGGCCUACACCAACGCCGGCUCUCUGGACGUCCAGCAUCUCAUCAUGCAGGCAGACGCCCGACGCAGACGCAACGACAACUACUUCGAGGACGUCCCGCGCUCCAAACUAGAGAGACAGAUGGCACAAGUCAGUAUGAGGGAGGGAGAGACUAAGAAAAAGCAAGGGGAAUGGUGCGAGCCAAUCACGUUACGGCCUCCGAACGAGGCGACAUCAUCUACGCCGGUGCAGUACUGGCAGCACCAUCCUGAGAAGCUUAUAUUCCAGUCAUGUGACUAUGAAGCAUAUUAUCUGGGGUCUAUGUUGGUGAAGGAGUUGCGCGGUACAGAGUCCACGCAUGAUGCCUGCGCAAAAAUGAGGAAGUCUACAGAACAGAUGAAGAAGAUCCCCACCAUAGUACUGUCUGUCUCCUAUAAGGGAGUCAAGUUUAUCGAUGCCACUAACAAGAACAUCAUAGCCGAGCAUGAGAUCAGGAAUAUCUCGUGUGCCGCGCAGGACCCUGAAGAUCUGUCCACAUUUGCGUACAUCACCAAGGACCUGAAAUCCAGCCAUCAUUACUGCCACGUGUUUACAGCUUUCGAUGUGAAUCUGGCCUAUGAGAUUAUCCUGACGUUGGGCCAGGCGUUUGAGGUGGCGUAUCAGUUGGCCCUGCAGGCCAGAAAGAGCGGCCACGGGUCAUCCACUCUGCCCGAGAGCUUCGACAGCAAACCCUCCAAACCUGUCCCUAAACCUCGCGUCAACAUACGCAAGAGUAUGGAGCAGCCCUCAAUGGAUCAAAAGGGCCACGCAAACGUCCCAUGGAUAGUCGAGCCAGGACAGGAAGCCAAAAGAGGAGCCAACACCAAGUAUGAGACCACUAUUUUCUAAUAUACACCCAAAAUACUGUCCACUCCUGUGUGUGUGCCUUACAGAGAGCGCCCUCUAGAGGCCCCCCACGGAGCCACGGGCCCAGUGACCUGUGACAAGCCCGCGUCUCUCCGCCCGGCCAAGCCCGCCCGUUUACCGUGGCUUCUGCAUGAUGACGCUGCCGCUGUCUAUUCUCUCCUUCGAUCUAUUGCCCCGCUCUUUCUCUCUAUCUCUUGAUCUCUCUCGCCCCCCCCUCACCUCUCUGGCCGCAGCACGAUAAGGGAAGGUCAGCCUUCAGGCCGCCACGCUGCCGAUCCUCCUCCAAAACACACAAAAAAGUGUUGCAAGCGGUUGUUUUUCAUUCAAUUCCCCCCCCCCCAUCUCCUCUCUUUUUAUUUCUCCUUCCCUCCGUUCCUCGCUAUUCUUUCCUCGGCUUCUCCGGGAAGCACCUCUUCAGCCUUUCCCCACUUCGCCCUCGACUGCUUGAAUGACAACUUAAACCGUAAUGCUGCUACAAGCCUUAUAAACACAAAUGUUGUUUUUAGAGUCGGAAUUUGCUUUCUUUCUUUCUUUCUUUCUCUCUGACUAGACAGCAUAGGGUUAGCGAGGGCGAAGGCUCACGCGAGGGAAACGGAGAGAUUUUUGUGAGGUGGGGCAUUCAAAACGGCUGGCAUAGAAGCGGAGAUUGGACUUCACCCAAAGGACAUUUUGCUUGAGUUGUUUGUUUUGUCUCGUAGAGAAGUUUUCAUUUUUAGUACCAGCGCUUGUCGGAGAGAAAAAAAAAAUUUUAGGGGAGAUUUUUUUCCUUUUUUUCUUAAACGGCACAAGAGUUACGAGCUUGUUUUAGUAAGUCAAAACGUAAAGGUAAUUUGUGGACGCAGAAGUUUGUCAGAUAGCAUAUUUUACGACGAGACAUCCGCAAAAAAAAAUUGUCUCUCAAAUCGCGCGUUUUCCUUCCUUUCCAAAAAUUUUUUUUCCUGUUGUGUUUUCUUUCUUUCCCUUUUUUUGGUGUUGCC